AUGGUAUUAUUCUCUCUAUUAUUUUUAUUUUUACGGAAACAACAACAACUUUCUUUCAUUUUAUUUAAUUUAUUAAUUUUAUUACAAAUUUUAAUUAAUCCAUUACUUGGUGCAAAUCCAUGCCAAGACUACUCUUUAAAUGAUUGUGAUCCAGUAGCAGAAUGUGAUAGUGAUCAACCUGGGUAUUUUCAAUGUAAAUGUCCUUCUGGUUAUUUGGAUGUUAGUCCAGAUAAAAUUAAAAUGCCUGGGAGAAUGUGUAAAAAAGUAGAAAAUGAAUGCACAACAGGAAAACAUAAAUGUGAUACAAAUGCUGAAUGUAUUGUUACUUCAAAUGGAUAUACUUGUCGCUGUAAGCAAGGAUGGUUAGAUACGAGUAAUGAUAAGGAGCAUUCCCCAGGGAGGAGUUGCAAACAAAGUAGCCAAUGCCGUAAUAUUGAUUGUGCUCCAGAAGCUGAAUGUGUUGAAAAUGUAUUAGCAGGACAACCACCUAUUUGUAAAUGUCAACGUGGCUAUGUCGAUGUUUCUUCUAAACAAGGAAAGUUGCCUGGAAGAGUUUGUUUGUUGGUGCGAAAUGAGUGUCUUCAACAUGGGGAAAAUGAUUGUUCUCGUGAUGCAAAUUGUAUUGAUACAGAUGAAUCUUUUACUUGUCAAUGUAAAGAUGGUUACAAUGAUGAAAGUCCACAAAAGGAUAAAAAACCUGGCCGAAUUUGUUCAAGAAAAAAUUUACCUUCAACACCAGAAUGUGAUGUUAAUGAUCCAAUGAGUUGUGAUUCAACAAGACAUGAAGCUUGUCAAUUUAUGAGUGGAACAUAUAGAUGUGCUUGUGCAAAUGGUUAUAGUCGCUUGCCUGAUGGACGUUGUUUGGCUAUUAAUGAAUGUUUAGAUUCUAGACUUAAUGAUUGUUCUCCAGAUGCUGAUUGUAUUGAUGAGACGAUUGGCUUCAGUUGUAAAUGCAAAAGCGAUUUUGUUGAUGUUUCCCCACCAGGAUCUCGUCCAGGAAUUUUAUGUCGUCGAAGAGUUAAUGAAUGCUCUGCUCCUAAACAAUAUGCUGUUGAUUGUGAUUCUAAUGCUAAUUGUAUCGACACAGAUGACAGUUUUAUUUGUCGAUGUAGACCAGGAUUUGUGGAUAUAUCCGAACAAUUUAAUAGAUUACCGGGAAGAAGAUGUAUUGAAGCGGUGAAUGAAUGUUUGGACUCUAAACUUAAUGAUUGUUCUGAGCAUGCAAUUUGUGAGGAUUCAAAGGAAAGUUAUACAUGUAAAUGCAAAACUGGAUUUUUGGAUACAUCACCAGAUGCUCGUAAAUAUCCUGGUCGUCUUUGUAUUAAACCUAUACAAGAAAAAGAAUCAAAUUUAACUUCAAAUCCAUUUCAACUUUCUUUGGAUACUUGUGAUCAAACUAAAGGAAUUUAUGCUUGUAGAAAAGGAUUGGAAUGUAUUGAGGAUACCGAUGGAAAUUUUAUUUGUGCUUGUCCAGAAGGAUCGUUUUUAUAUUCUGAUGGAACUUGUCGUUUAACUAGUGCUUGUAAACAUUCAAUGGAGUGUGACAAAAAUGCUAUUUGUGUAAAUCUUUUUGACUCGUUUCAAUGUCAAUGCAGACCAGGAUUUUUUGAUAAAUCGCCUGAUCCUGAAACUAAACCUGGGAGAAUAUGUAAAGAAUUAAUAAAUGAAUGCGCAAAUCAAGCACAUGAUUGUUCACCUUUUGCUGAAUGUGUAGACGCAACUGAUGGUUUUGCUUGUAUAUGUAAAGAAGGUUUUGUUGAUAUAUCUUCACAACAUGAAUUGCUACCUGGAAGAAGAUGCUCUAAUGCAAGUAAUGAAUGUGCCGAUCGUUCUUUAAAUACUUGCGACGAAAGUGCUGAUUGUAUUGACACACAACAAGGAUAUAGUUGUCGUUGUAUUCCUGGUUAUGUAGAUGUUUCUACUAGUGCAAAUUUACCUCCUGGUCGUGUUUGUACAGUUCAAACAAGUUGUCCAAAGCAAAAGACAGAUUUGAUGUUUUUGGUGGAUGGUUCUGGAAGUAUUGGUUCUGCUGUUUUUAGAAAUGAGGUUCUUCGUUUUAUAAGCGAUUUUGUUGAACUUUUUGAUAUUGGACAAGAAAAUACUCGAGUCGGAUUAAUUCAAUAUAGUGAUCAAAUAAGACAUGAAUUUGAUUUGAAUCAAUAUUCUGACAAACAUUCUUUACUUCAAGCAAUAGCCCAAACUCAAUAUUUGACUGGUUUAACAAGAACUGGGGCAGCAAUACAACAUAUGGUUCAAGAAGGUUUUGCCCAACGUCGAGGAGCACGUCCUCCUUCCCCUCCGUCAUCAUCAUCAUCAAGUAGUAGUACUGAUGUAAGCCGUGUUGCUAUAGUUAUAACAGAUGGAAGAAGUCAGGAUAAUGUAACAGAACCAGCACAAAAAGCUAGAGAACAACAUAUAAAUACUUUUGCUAUUGGAGUUACUGAUCAUGUACUUGCUUCGGAAUUGGAAUCGAUAGCUGGUUCUCAACAACGCUGGUUUUAUGUUGAUCGCUUCAAGGAUUUGGAUAUGCGACUUCGAUCAAUUGUUCAAAAACUAGCAUGCCCUUCUCCAACACGUCCAACUCAAUUAUCAACUGGUUGCAGUGUUGAUGCGCAAACAGGGUGUGAUAGAACACGAAAUGAAAUUUGUACUUUAAUUAAUAAAAAACCAACAUGCCAUUGCCCUAAUGGUGGAUUUGAUAGACAUCCAUUAACCCAUGUUUGUGGUGGAGAUUUGUGCAAUCCUGAAUUGCCAACUUCUUGUCCACAUCCUGAAUUGUGUCAACGAACACCUUUUGGAAAUCAUCGUUGCGCUUGUCCUGCUUCAUAUGCACGAGAAAUGCAUUCAGGAAUAUGUAUAUCUUCUUCAAUUUCUCAUAUACCUUCUAAUAAACAACAUUUACCUUCAAACUUUACUUCUUCAACAACAUUUUCUCCAUCACUUAAUGUGAAAACUUGCCCUCCAGGAAUGGCUUUAAAUCCUCGAUCAGGAAAUUGUGGUCCUCCUGGAUCUUGUGACCCACUUAGAAAAAGUGAAGAUGAAUGUGAUAUACGUAAACGUGAACAUUGCCUUUUACAUACUUCUGGACAAUUUCAUACUUGUCAGUGUUUACCAGGAGAGAAACGACAUCCAGCGACUGAAAUUUGCUUGAGAAAUGAAUGUCUAAACAAAAGAGAUAAUGAUUGCGAUCCUGCUGCAAAAUGUAUUGAUACUGAUGAAAGUUAUUUGUGUGUUUGCCCUCUUGGAUAUUUAGACCAAUCUCCAGAUCCCGUAAAUAAACCUGGACGUUUAUGUGUUGGAGAAGUUAAUGAAUGUGCUCUAGGUCAAACACAUACUCGUUGUUCACCUGAUGCUUUGUGUGUGGACACCGCUGAAGGAUACAUUUGUCGUUGUAAACCUGGUUUUGUUGAUUUAUCUCCAAAUGCGCGGCAUGAAUCAGGAAUUAUUUGUCGUAAAUUAGUUGAUGAAUGUUCUCGUGAAGAAUUGAAUACUUGCCAUCCAGAUGCGUUUUGUGUGGAUACUCAUGACUCCUACAAAUGUAUUUGUAAAGCCGGAUUUAGUGAUCUAGAUGAAUUCCGCAAUCCAGGUCGACAAUGUGUAAAGGUGCAAGAAAGUAACAGUAAAUGCCAGGAAGGAAGAAAUGAUUGCGACAAAAAUGCUAGAUGUAUCUACGACGCCGCAACAGACAAAUAUGAAUGUGUUUGCCCACCAAACUUUCGUGAUAAAAGCGUCGACCUUGUCAACGCUCCAGGCCGUGUCUGUAUUCCGUUCAUACCUGAGUGUGACAACCCAGCUUUGAAUGAUUGCGAUUUACCGGAUCAUGCCAUUUGCACAGAUACAGAUGAAGGUUAUACUUGUCGUUGCCGUCAAGGAUUUCUCGAUAUUUCUCCAAAUGUUACACAUAAACCAGGCCGUCUUUGCAAACAACUCGAAAAUGAAUGUGUUAAAGGAACUCAUGAUUGUGCUAAGGAAGGAGGAAUAUGCCAAGAUACUCCUGAUUCUUACACUUGUCAAUGUUCUCCUAAUUAUUUGGACGUUUCUUUGGAUAGAAAAACUAGGCCUGGUCGUAAUUGUAAACGCUUGGUUAAUGAAUGUGCUGCUGGUCAACAUGAUUGUUUCCCAACAGCAAUAUGUACAGAUACUGAAGACAGUUAUCAAUGUCAAUGCCCAAAAAAUUAUUUGGAUGUUUCACCUGAUCCUUUACAAAAACCCGGACGUCGAUGUUUGGCAAAGAUUGAUGAAUGUACACAAGGAUUACAUGAUUGCUCUCCAAAUGCAAUUUGCAAUGAUACUGAUUCUGGUUAUACAUGCAAAUGUACUCAAAAUUUUGUAGAUGAAAGCCCUGAACCUGCUCAAAGGCCAGGACGUAUUUGUAGACCUGCAUUAGUUAAUGAAUGUGUUUUAAAGAAAGAUGACUGUCAUAGUGAUGCUGAUUGUUUGGAUUUAGCACAGGGAUUUACAUGUCAAUGCCGAUCAAACUAUCUUGAUCAAUCUCCAAAUCGUGUAACACAUCCAGGCCGUUAUUGUGUUCCCCGUCCAACUCCACCACCGGAUGAAUGUCAGUUAACUGCUGGAAAUAAAGGAUGUAAAGUUGAAUUGAAUGAAGUUUGUCGAAUUGUUGCUGGCCAACCAAAAUGUGCUUGCCCAUUAAAUUAUGAAAGAGCUACUACUAAAAAUAAUACUAGUGGUACUGCAGCUUGUACAGUCAUUAAUGAAUGUCAAUUCCCACAGUUGAAUGAUUGCCAUCCGAGUGCGGAAUGCCAAGAUUUGAUUGAUAGUUUUACAUGUAAAUGUCGAUCUGGUUUUAAAGAUAUUUCUCCUAAAGCUAAUGAACGACCAGGAAGAUUGUGUCAAGCUUUGGUUAACGAAUGCCAAUUUCCUCAUCUAAACGAUUGCCACCUACAUGCAGAAUGUAUCGAUUUGGAGGACAGUUUUCAAUGCCGUUGUAAAAAAGGAUUUAAUGAUUUACGACCUGAAAGGCCAGGGCGAAUAUGCAAACAAAUGAUUGAUGAAUGUGAACGUCCCGAACUUAAUUCAUGUGAUAGAAAUGCAAAAUGUUUGGAUGAAGAGGACGGAUAUAAUUGUGAAUGUAAAGCUGGAUUCGCUGAUGUUUCUCCAUCGCCUAGUUUACCAGGAAGAGCUUGUCGCCCAAUUGUCAAUGAAUGCAUAGAUCAAAAAUUGAACGAUUGUGAUCCGCGAGCAAAAUGCAUUGAUCAGCCAGAUGGAUAUCAGUGUGAAUGUCCUUCAAACACAAAAGAUAUUUCUCCAUCUGCAGCUUUCCCUGGACGAGUAUGCCAUGUCUUUGAAAAUGAAUGUUUGACAGGAAAACAUGAUUGUGACCCACAGGCUGUUUGUCAAGAUAAUGAACAGGCAUUCACUUGUGAAUGCCCGAAAGGGUUUACUGAUCGCUCACCAAAUAGACAACAUCGUCCAGGCCGUGUAUGUGUGAAACUGAUAGAUGAAUGUAAAGAGGGUAGACAUACAUGUUCUCCUAAUGCUGACUGUCGCGAUUUAGAAGAGGUCUAUUUUUUGUUUUAUAAAAUUUUAUUCAUCAUUCAGGGUUACACAUGUGAAUGUCGUGAUGGUUAUGUGGACAGAUCACCAAAUCUAGCAAUUCAACCAGGCCGAGUUUGUGGAGUCCCUGAAACAUGUCCAGCCAAUCAUGAAUGCAGUGCUGCUGCUGUAUGUGAACCCCAGGGGGGUAACAAUUACACAUGUACUUGUAUUCAUGGAUAUAUUGAUCAGGCAGUCUGUUAUGAAGAGGGACAAGGAUAUCGCUGUGAAUGUGCACGUGGUUAUUUAGAUAAAUCUCCUUUUGGACAGCCAAAAGGCCGUGUUUGUGAAUUGCCGCCACCACCUCCUCCACCACAACGUCAUCCUUGUCAGGAUAGCACUCAUGAUUGCCAUCAAAAGGGUGCUUGUCGUGCUACUGGUGCUGCUUCAUUUACAUGUGAAUGUCUUCCAGGUUAUGAAGAUCGUUCGCCAGAUAUUAAAACAAAACCUGGACGUGUUUGUGUACUUACUGAACCAAUUUGUAUCGAUGCAACACGUAAUGAUUGCCAUUCUGCCGCAGUUUGUACAGAAGAUAAACUGUUACCUGAAGGUUUUGCUUGUCGUUGUAGAGAUGGUUAUGUGGACCAAAGUCCUGAUAAAGUUCGUAAACCAGGACGGAUUUGUAUUGAAUUUGUGAAUGAAUGUUUGGACCGCUCGUUAAAUGAUUGCGAUCCUUUGGCUAUCUGUGAAGAUCAACCUGAAGGAUAUACUUGCCGCUGUCCUCUUAAUGCAAUGGAUCGUUCGCCAGAUAAAGAACGUCGUCCUGGACGAAAAUGCAUCUCUCAAAUUAAUGAAUGUUCAAAUCCAUCUUUAAAUAACUGUAGUCGUUUCGCUGACUGUUUUGACAAACCUGAAGGUUAUGAAUGUAAAUGUCGUCCAGAUUAUCAUGAUUUGAAUACUGCACAACCUGGAACUUCUUGCAAAUUCAUGCAAAAUGAAUGUCUAAAUUUUGCACUUAAUGACUGUUCACCAAAUGCUGAUUGUUUUGACACUCCUAGUGGCUAUAAUUGCAAAUGUAAACAACCAUUUAAAGACCAUGGUCCAGCAGAACAUCCUGGACGAAUUUGCCUUUACAAUGAAUGUCAGGAUCCUACAAGAAAUAAGUGUGAUAAGAAUGCUAUUUGUGAAGAUACUGAAGAUGGUUUUACUUGUAGAUGUAAGGUUUUUUAUAAAGGCGUAGGGGCUUUUCCUGGUUUUUUCGGCCUUGGUAAUGAUGGUUUUUAUGAUGAUUCUGGAACUAAAGGUUUAGAAGCUGGUCGAGUUUGUAUUGCAUUUUCUGAAAAUGAACAACCCGAACAUGUCAUUCAACGUCCCUCUAAACAACAACAACAAUCGACGGUAUUAAAAGGAAUUGCAUGUGGACGUAAUCAUUGGUGUUUGUCUGAACGUAAUGAGGUUUGUGUUGGUGGUACUCGCUGCCUUUGCCGUCCUGGUGAUGGUCGUGCUUCUAAUGAAAACAAAUGUGUUCCUGUUGAAAAAACUUCUUUUGCUUUCAGAGUAAUUAAUCGUGGACAACAACCUCUCAUUUAUAGCAGUGAUUAUGGUGAUAGUUCAAGUAGUACUUAUGUUGAAUUUGUACAAGAAUUUCAACGAGAAAUGGCUAAAGCUAUUGGAAGCACAAAAUUUGCAUCUCAUUAUGUUACAACUGAUGUUUCAUAUUUAACACAUCCAAAAGCAAUUAAUAGUUCUUGGAGUGAUGGUAUACUUGUAAAUUUUACAAUUUCUUCAAAUAAAAACCAACAGCAACAACCUUUAAAUCGUGCAAUUAGCAAUAAUGGGCAAUUAAUUGUCGCUCCAGAUUUUGAAUUACUCAAUCCUUGUAUUAAACAACAACCUGUUGAAGAUUAUUGUGGUGGUAAUGAAGAUGACUCUUCUUCUGCUGUCUGCAAAAAAGAAUUGGGGGAGAUUUGUAUUGCUGAAACACUUUGUGGAUGCCCUAAUGGACAAAAAAGGCCUUCAAUAGAAGAAAAAUGUCGUCCAGUUGAAUCUUGGCAAAUACCUUUAUGGAUUAUAAGAAAAAAUAAUAACCAACUUUUGUAUAAUGAAACAUUUGCAAAUCCAUUAAAUCCUUUAAAUAAAGAAUAUGUUCGUCUAUUUGAAAAAGGAAUUGCUCAAUGUUAUCCACAAACAUUGCUAAAGAAUGCCUUUGUUUCUGUUGAGGUUAAUGAAAUUCUUGAUCCAAUGUUAAUAAAUGCUAGCUGGGAUAAUGGACUCUUAUUUAAUGCAACAAUGCAUUUUAGAAAAGGAGCAGUUAAAAAUCCAUUGGAUGUUUAUACACAAUUAGUUAAAUAUAUUAUUGAAAAAAAUGGACAACAAUUGGGAAAUUCUGGACUUUAUUUAAGUACAAAUCAAAAAAGUCCAUUCAGUUCUUGUUUCAAGAAUAAUUGUCAUCCAAAAGGUAUUUGUAUAGAAUUGGGACCAAAUGCUUAUCGAUGUGAAUGUACUAAUGGACAAAGAGACUUGAAUCCUUCAGAUCCUGGAAGGAAAUGUGUGCCAACUCAAAGUUACAAUGAAUGUGAGAAAGAAGAAGAAAAUGAAUGUUCUUCAGAAGCGAGAUGUAUUGAUCUUGAAUUCCUCUAUAAAUGUGAAUGCAAAAAAGGAUAUACAGAUGCAUCACCAAAAGGUUCAAUUCCUGGAAGUGUUUGUGUACUCGACUAUUGUAGUGAUGUUAAUUAUUGUCCAUCAAAUACAAGUUGUGUAAAUACUGAACAACAAGCAGAAUGUCAAUGUCAUAAAGGAUUUGUAGAUAUUAGACAUUCUGAAUCUAGAAUGAGCCUUGGAUUUUCUUCUGAUCAAUAUUGCCUUUCUCCUCAUGAUGUUGAUGAAUGUGCUUUGGGUUUACACAAUUGUUCAAGUUACGCAAUUUGUACAAAUCUUCCAGAAGGUUAUUCAUGUCAAUGUCCACCAGGAUGGGAAGAUGGAAAUUUGGAAUUGCCGGGUCGUUUUUGUGCAAGCAAAUUGUGUGCUCAAUGCCAUGAAAAUGGGGCUUGUAUUCCCGAUCCUACAAACAAUACGAACGUAAUAUGUCAAUGUUUUGAUGGGUAUAGUGGACAAUUUUGUGAAUUGGCACCAGCAUCGGCUUCCCUUGUUUUACUUGUUCUGUUAGCUUUGGUUUUCCUUCUACUUUCACUUUGUUUCCUUCUCUAUUUAUGCACUCGUUGCCGUUGUUUCUAUAGACGGCCAGAAUUCGCAACAUUAGAUGCAUCAGCAAGUAGCGAUAGUGGUGCCGAUUUUUCUCUUUAUGGAAUUCCUCGUGCAAAAUUAAAACAAUCUUCACAUACUGACUCGGCAGCAGAUAGCAGAGCAGCUCAUUUAGCCGGAUAUUUAGAAGAUGGUUUGAGAAUACCUCGUGCCCAUUUACACCAUGAUGGGUCAUCCUUAGCAAGUGCUGCAUCCAGUGAAUUUACUAUUCGGGAAGAAAUUGAGAGGAGAGUUACAACGGAUAUUAUUAGAACAGAAGAAAUUGUGACAGGUGUAGACGUACAUAAUGAGGCGACAAAUUCUUCUGAAAAUAUUGCUGCUGAAGCUUCGAAUGUUUAUACAUCUACUAAUAAUAUGGGGAGAGCAACGACAAAUAUUCGUAAUAAUCAACAACAACAAUAUCAUCAACAACAGCAACAGCCACACAAAUUUGUCGAUUCUGAAUUGGAUAGAGGUGAAAGUAUUGCUGAAUUUUCAAAUUCAAGAAGAGAAGGUGGAAGAGAUAUUUCUUCUCUAAAAACUUCAACAACAAAUUAUCCUUCCUCUUCAUCUUGGCGUCAUUAUGCAACAACAAAUGAUAGUUUAAAAAAAGGAUUUGCAUUUAAAAAUCCUUCAUUAAUAUUAGAAGAUGAUGAGGGUGAAGGAGGAGAAGAUGUUGAUGUUAUUGAUAAAAAUACUAAGGUUCGCCAUCAUCGUCAUUUUGAUCCAAGAACAGGAAUUACUAGUGACAAACAUGUUCAACAAACAUCAACAAUAACUAGUACAACAAGGAGUGGAGGUGGUAAAUAUUAACAAAAAAAUAAAUAAAGGUUUAUAAAUUAAUUUUUAAUGCUCACAUUUUUAAAGUAUUUUAUACGCCGAAAUACCAAUUCCCUCAAAAAAGGCACGCCGGAAUACCUCAAAAUUUAAAUUGAUAGAAUAAAUAACCUUUCACCUUUUGUUGAAAGUGAAUGUCCAUAUGAUUGGACAACACCCCUCUAUAUUUUCCACAGUUUGGCGAUAUUUUUGGACAGCUUUUGGGGAAGAAGGGGUGUUUUUUUCGGUAUUUCGGCGCGUUCCUAUUAUAACAACGCUGCCAUUUUAUUUUCUUAAUUAAUUUUU
Messenger RNA from Meloidogyne enterolobii, 9855 nucleotides. The record is from the annotation of a GenBank genome assembly. Lineage: Eukaryota; Metazoa; Nematoda; Chromadorea; Rhabditida; Meloidogynidae.